AUGCAGCAACGACUCCAAGCUGUUCUCUUUUUUUGGGCUUCCAAGAGAGAUUCAUUGAACCUUUCAAAGGACCUCGGUGCCGACAUGGAAGAGGCUAUGGAAACAGGCGACAUUUUCCUCGGCACUGUCGUCGCUGUCUUGACAAUUGUCGGGAUCAGUGUAACCAUUAACCUGUUGAAGUUCUUGUGGAGAUCGUUCGCCGCUCAGCCCACAACGGCCAAGAUCCGUCAGGUCUUCCCGGGUGCCCAGACGAACGAUCAGCUCGUCGAAACGAUCAGAUCCAGUCUCGAAAAGUUCGGAUUCGGAGAAAACUCCCUCAUUGCUACCUCCUUGUGUUGCGACGAAGUCAACCGUCCCCUCGAUAAGGCUCUGUCGGAGACCUACGGUAGCUACUUCUCCAUGGGAGGUCUCGCUGGCUUCCCCUUUGGAGGUCUGACCUCCUUCGGAGCCAUGGCUGCGCACAUCCCCGACGGGGGCUCUUGCGUUGUGGUGUACGGGCCUCACGUUGGUGUGGACUCCAAGGGUAACGUGGGUACCGUUGAGCGCCGCGGACGUCAGAAGGGCGGAUCUUGCUGUGGAUCCGGUGUUGCCGCGGCUGGCUUUGUGAAGUCUUGCCUUGCGGGUGACGCCAAGCCCCCCGGCGCCCCCUCGGACCCCCUGGACGCGCAGCAGACGUUCGUGAACUCUAUGCUCCUUCCCCAUGGAGCCCGUCUGAACUCCGCAGAAGAGCCCAUGGUCGAGCUUCCGUACGCUUUGUUUGACGCCCAGGACGAGUUCAUGCGCAAGAUCAUCGAGAAAGGAUCCGGUAACGUGGCAGGAAACGGUCGCAUUGCUCUGUUGGGAGGAAUCCAGAUCAACACCCCCGCCGACCAGCCCGACUACUUUUUACCACUGCGCUUUGACGUCCUGUCGAACAAGGGCGAGACUAUUGAGAAGAUUAUUGAUUCUCCCUCGCGCGUUACCGCUACAAAGAUCUCCAGUGUGUUCCCCAACGCGGUACCGAACGAAAAGCUCCUCGCCAAGAUCAACAGCACACUGGGCUGCUAUGGGUACGGCAAGAACUCUCUGGUUGCUACCUCGCUGUGCUGUGACGAAGUCAACCGUCCUUUGGAAGAUGACCUCAAGGCCGCAUUCGGCGAAAACUUCAACAUGGGCGGACUCGCCGGCUUUGCGUUUGGAGGUGUCACCAGUUUCGGUGCCAUGGCAGCGCAUAUUCCGGACAGUGGCUCGUGUUUGGUGGUAUACGGGCCGCACGUAGGUGUCGACUCGAACGGCAAGGUGGGAACGGUCGAACGACGUGGACGGGCGAAGGGCGGGUCUUGCUGUGGAUCUGGUGUCGCCGCGUCAAUGUACGUCAGAUCGGUGCGUAAUGGCGGGGAAGAAGCUGCUCCGCCUACGGAUCCACUCGACGCGCAACAAAGCUAUGUUGGCACUAUGCUACUCCCGUAUGGUGAACGCUUGGAAAAUGCGGAAGACCCUAUGGUGGAACUUCCAUAUGCUCUUUUUGACGCACAGGACGAGCUAAUGCAGAAGAUUGUUGCCAAAGGCUGCUCGAACGUUGCUGGCAACGGCAAGAUUGCUCUUUUGGGAGGAAUUCAAAUCAAUACGCCUAAAGGCAUGGCAGAUUACUUUUUGCCCCUUCGUUUCGAUAUUCGCGACAACCGCGACGUUACCAUUGAAGAUUUCCUGGUAGAGACUGGUACCUAGACCUCACAUUUUCCUGGCUAUGACGCAGGCCAAUCGCUAUGCAUGGAGAUGCCAUUCUCCUCCAUCUUACCGGCAUCGCGCUCUCCUUUGACGAAAUGUUUUUUACCUCUUCACGAGACCUUACGAGGGUAACCGUACUCUAUACGCAUUGUGGCAAUAUAACUUUAACUAAGACGCUUGCUGUUAGUGC
Molecule: messenger RNA, 1897 nt
Organism: Phaeodactylum tricornutum CCAP 1055/1
Lineage: Eukaryota; Bacillariophyta; Bacillariophyceae; Surirellales; Neidiaceae
Exons: 3
Coding region: 1-1707 (568 amino acids)
Source: RefSeq, a predicted model, not a curated record